AUGGAACGUGCCUUCAACCACCAGAAGUGGGAUCCGAUACGAAAGGCGUACCCAGCAUAUCGAAAACUAUGGAAGGCAACUAUUCACGACCGCAUGCACAUCCGCCGCACCCCUCCUCCACCUGACAGUGAUGACUCGUCUCCUCCUCCACCUCGGCCCCGACGUUCGCCGCGCGAAAGACCCCCCACUCCCGUUAACCCCUACGACGCAGAGCGUGGAUAUUUCUCGAUACCGGCAACGGCAUUUUUCUGGUCAUCUCCUUCAAUGCCUCAUUUGUCGUCUUCUAACGAACUCAGCAAAGCGGACCAUUCCAAAGGCCAGGCUGCGGCCUCCCCGCAUUAUUUCACUGUUCUUCCGAUGCAAGAUCUCAUUAUUAUUCGGCCCUCGAUUUGGACCCCGCAUAUGCAUGAGGGUUACUGGCGCGCGUUUGAACACGGGUUUCCAUUCGGGGCAGAAAAUCAUGGCUUUCCUGGAUUCUGCGGAUGGAAAGGUUUUGCGAUCGAGUACGAUCCGAGCUGGGGCCAAAAGCCGGAAUUUGGCGCAUUUGGGCAUAAUCGCGCUACUUGGUGGGAUAAUGGUUCUUUGAAGUGGCCUGACGGUACUGUUGGUAUCUUCGACAUCAUAUACGAUGCCAUUUCAAACUUUUCCGACUAUGAGCAGAUUCAGACGAUUUGGCUCAUUGACUACCGACUCAAGCCUAAGCACCAUACACCCACAGCCAUUGGAAGGCCUGAUAACACUAAGAGGGUAUUUCAUGGAGGUGACGGGUGCCAGUUUGUGGAAAUAUAUUCGGAGUUUGUUGAAAGUGGUGGUGAUUAUCUUAAUGGGUAUUACACUGAGGGCAUUGAUCGUGAAAACUCUGCCAUGGGCGAAGGAUCGUGCCAUUGGUUUAUUGAAGAGUUUGAGGCUUGCAUGUUUGGGGAUCUCUACGACAGCGACGAAUCGGUCGAUUCUAACUACUCGAGGUAUCCUCCGCACAUUGGCCUGCUUGCUUGCCUGCCCUAA
Messenger RNA from Neurospora tetraspora, 1005 nucleotides. RefSeq lists its product as uncharacterized. Lineage: Eukaryota; Fungi; Ascomycota; Sordariomycetes; Sordariales; Sordariaceae. The record is from RefSeq and is a predicted model, not a curated record. The coding region runs from base 1 to 1005 and encodes 334 amino acids. The transcript has a single exon.